AUGAACUCCCUUCUCAACCAAUACGAAGAGGUGUUCAGCAACAUAGCUGGCAAACUAAAGGGACCUCCUGCUUCACUUCAUUUUAAGCCUGACGUGUCACCAGUGUUUAUGAGAGCAAGGGAAAUUCCUUUGGCAUUGCGGGAUGCUUAUGCCAAAGAGAUCGACUCGAAAAUUUCCUCAGGAUUCUAUAAAAAAGUGGAAUACUCGGAAUGGGCAUCAACAACACAUAUAGUAUCCAAGAAAAAUGGACGUAUUCGUAUUACUGGGAAUUACAAGCCAACACUUAAUCCACGAAUAAUCAUUGAUGAACAUCCAAUUCCAAAAGUUGAGGAUAUAUUUAAUCAAAUGAAAGAUGCAAGAGUAUUCUGCCACUUGGACGUCACAGAUGCCUAUUCACAUUUACCCAUUGACGAGGAGUUCAGCCAUGCCAUGACAUUGAACACCACUACCCAUGGAUUAAUUCGGCCAACUCGUGCUGUAUACGGAGCUGCAAACAUUCCGGCAAUUUGGCAGCGGCGAAUCGAAAUGGUGUUUCAAGGCAUUCGAAAUGUUAGAAUCUUCUUCGACGACAUCCUUAUUCAUGCCAAAAAUUUUGAUGAAAUGCUGGAAGUUGUCAAUCUGGUCUUGGAGAGAGUAAGAGAACAUGGACUUCAUUUGAAUCGAGAGAAAUGUGUGUUUGCGACAUCAUGCGUAGAAUUUCUGGGACAUAAAAUAGAUGCUAAUGGGAUUCAAAAAUCAGACAAACACACAGAAGCAGUGAAAAAAGCACCAAAACCUUCCACCUUCGAAGAACUGCAACUAUUUUUGGGUAAGGCAACUUAUUAUAGUUUAUAUUAUAUAGAACAGCGAUACCCUCAGAUCGAUAAGGAGGCAUUAGCUAUUGUCUGGGCUGUACAAAAGUUUUUCAUGUAUUUAUACGCUCGCCAUUGGACCCUCAUCACCGACCACAAGCCAUUGUCUCAAAUUCUGCACCCAGAAAAAUCUUUACCUGUUCUCUGUAUCAGCAGAAUGGCAAAUUAUGCUGAGUUCCUGACCAACUUCAAUUAUGAUGUCAAAUUCAAAACAACCAAAGAAAACGCGAAUGCUGAUUACUUCUCACGAGCUUCUUUAGAAACAGAUGUCAAUAAAAUUACCCAAUCGCAACAAGUUUUUGAUUCUGAAACAGAAUAUGACCCAUUCGAUAAUUUCUUAGUUCAUCAAAUUCAUCAACUGCCACUCAAUGCAAAACGAAUUGCUCAAGAAACUAGAAAAGAUCUACAUUUGGGCAAAAUGUGUUCCAUACUCGAAUCAGGUCAAUGUCUAGUCCGAUCGGGUUUCAAAUCGCCUGAGUCCAGCUAUAGGUUAGCUGCAAAUUGCCUUGUCUUUGAACACAGAGUGGUAAUUCCAUCAACUUUACGUGAAAAAGUUCUUGCAGAUCUUCACUUAGCGCAUUUGGGAAUGGUGAAGAUGAAAGGUUUGGCACGAUCAUUUGUUUUUUGGCCGGGAAUUGACGCAGAUAUCGAACGUAUGGCAAGGAAUUGUAGCAACUGUACUAAAAAUGCACACUUACCCCCUCAGUUUCGAGAACACCAUUGA
Molecule: messenger RNA, 1575 nt
Organism: Eupeodes corollae
Lineage: Eukaryota; Metazoa; Arthropoda; Insecta; Diptera; Syrphidae
Exons: 1
Coding region: 1-1575 (524 amino acids)
Source: RefSeq, a predicted model, not a curated record